AUGGUUGCCGCACGCGCCGAAGAGAGGCGGGUGUGUUCUCCGCCGUCGUCGGCCGAGUCCUCCUCCAGCCUCUCGGCUUUCUCCGAGGGACGAGGUCGCCGCCGUCCGCGGGAAAAAGCGCCGGCGACCGCCGCGCUGGACCGCUUCGGCCUCUUCUCUCAAACACAGUCGCCGUGGACGACCCUCGCCGCGCCGGCCUUCUGCACCACCGGCUCCGUCUCCCGGUACGAGCAGCUCGUCGCAGCGAUCAAAGAGAAACACAAAGGCAGGAAAACCAAGGAGAAACGCAGAAUCUCAGAAGGUCUGCUUCUGUUUCUCGCGGCGGUGACGCACGGAGGAACGGCGGCUCUGAGUCGCCUAUUGCUGGCGCCCCUCGACCAAGAGAAAAUCAUCAGGCAGCUUUCGCUAGCGCGUCUUCCUUCCCUUUCGCCUUCUUCCUCUCCCUGGUCUCCUUCUCCUCAGGGCUCCGCUGUCUGCGCUUCGCCUUUUCUCGUCUCGGAGUCUGCUUCUCCGUCUUCUUCGGCCCCUGUGAGGGCCCGUCGCCCGCAGUCUUCUUCUGCUCUUUCUUCUGGGCCUCCUUCGUCCGCUUCGCCGCCCUCUUCCUCCGUUUCUUUUUCUGCCGCAAGGGCGCGUGCCUCUGCGGCUUCGUCUGCACCUAACUCCUCCGUAAAGCCUCCCUCCGCGCCCGCUGGUGCGUCUAUUCGUCCGUCUCCAUCAGCAAACUCAGCUGCGGCCUUUCCUACCUCUGGGCUUCCUUCGGCGUCCUCGCUUCCGCCCUCCCGCUGGCUCACCGUCUCCUCCUUCUGGCUCGGCUGCAGUGCGCCGAUAUGCGCAGCGAUAGGCGGGUCGUGGAUUCGCCUCGCGCUUUACCAGAGAACGCGACUCUUCUUCACCGACGGCGAGGAGACCUACUCGAACGCUGAGCGGUUUUUUCGAAACAUGGGAUGCAUCUGUUUCAGCGCCUUCGUCGCCCUCGCUGUCUGCUACCCCCUCGACGUGGCGCACACAGCUAUGUGCGUCAUCGCGGCCUCCGCUCGCCAGUCGGGUCGCGUCAUUUCCUCGCUGGACGCGUUCUCUGCGUUUUCCGCCACGUCGGCGCCCCAAGGCGCCCGGCGCGAGGCGAGCGUUUCUUUCCUCUCGCGCCGCUUCGCCAGCGCGAAGAAGCGCCUCGGCGCGCAGCUGACGGGUACCGUCACGACAGGCAGCGCCCGCGCGGAGACUGUCGACGGAGAGGCGAGACAGAGACACGCAUCCGCACGCGCCGUGAGUCCUUCUCACAUCGUCUGGAGGCUCUACAAACAGGGAGGCGUCCGCGCGCUCUACUGCGGCUUCGGGUUGUGUGCGCUGACGCUUGUGCCCUUCACGCUGGCUAGUGCCUUUCUUCAGUUGAAAUUCCAGUCUCUGCUCCUCUCGCUCCAACAGCAAGAGGGCGCGGUCGCCGCGCACUGGCCUCGCCUCUUCGCGUCGAGAAACGGGGAUUUGCCGCUGGCCUGCGACGCGCCGAAGGGCGACGGCCGCGGCGCCGACGAGGAAGAAGAGGACGCCCGCGGUCUAUCGAGAGAAAAGGAGCGCAGUCCUGUCGCCGACGAGACAGCGACCGCUGGAGACCAAGGCGCAGCGCCGCGGCGCCGAAAGACUGGUGGAAAGAGACAAGCAGUGAGAGGCGACGCAGAUGAAACAAAUCGCGCGGGAGAGAGCGCUAGUGAAGACGGGCGAGAAACUACCUAUCCCAGAGGCCGCGGCGGCAGCGCUUUUCGCCAGGCGCGAGGAGAGAUCGCGCACAGUCCGCAGACAGACAGUUUCGAGCGAAAGAGGCACGAGGAGCGCGAGGAGACUCUGGGAUCUUCGCGAUGGAAGGCCGCGGCGACGGCGGCCUUCGCUGCUGGCCUCGUCGCUCAGCUCGCCACAUACCCGCUCGACUCGAUCAGGCGGAGACAGCAAUUUGCCACGAUUUCCAGCUUGCUUUUUCCUCACGGGGUCGCAGCGCCCUCGCGCGUGCAGCCCCCCGCCUCUCCGAUGUCCGUACACCCGCCGAAGCCAGUUUCCGGCUUCCGUCGCUUUUUCGUCGUUCCUUCUUCGCGAGCGUGGUUUUCGAAGCCCCACGGAGGGUUGUUCCGCGGCGCCGGCGUCCUGCUUGUUCGCUCUGUGCCUGAGUGCGCGAUCGCCGUUUCCGUCUAUUCUUUCCUCAUGAGCAAAAUGCCUUCUCUGGCGUACCACUGA
Messenger RNA from Besnoitia besnoiti, 2220 nucleotides. RefSeq names its product carrier superfamily protein. Bases 1 to 2220 code for a protein of 739 amino acids. The record is from RefSeq and is a predicted model, not a curated record. NCBI's taxonomy places the organism in Eukaryota, Apicomplexa, Conoidasida, Eucoccidiorida, Sarcocystidae. The transcript is spliced from 7 exons.